AUGAGUAUCAAAGACGCCCGUGGAUCUGGUCACCACCACCAUUACCAUGGCCCCUGCUCGACAUUCGCUUUCGACAAGUGGUUGAACGAGAACAGAAAGCAACAACCUUGGAAUGUUUUGCGGGAGAUUGAAGAUGAGCGGUUGGAGAGUCUGGAAUCGACAACUCCCAAGCAUGCGAAGGACCCAAAAACUCGUUGCUCGACGGAUUUUGGAUACGGCAUCAGUGAGACAGUGAGCUGGGCUGCAGAAACCAAAAAGCAUCAAAAGAAUCGGUCUCGUUGUAUGGACGCACCAAAUUCCCAUGAUGGGCAGAGGCUGGAUCACUACCAAGUUUCACCAGACCGAGUCAAAGCCAGUGCGGAAGAUCUCAAGAACAUUGGGUACAUGCUUGAAAAGCCGACGAGGAAGAGGGAAAAUGCAACACGUUGAUAAUCGUUGUCCAGAUGACGGGACCAUUUCUGUUUUUCGAACGUAGAA
Exophiala oligosperma is the source of this 477-nucleotide messenger RNA. RefSeq lists its product as uncharacterized. The record is from RefSeq and is a predicted model, not a curated record. The coding region runs from base 1 to 429 and encodes 142 amino acids. The transcript has a single exon. NCBI's taxonomy places the organism in Eukaryota, Fungi, Ascomycota, Eurotiomycetes, Chaetothyriales, Herpotrichiellaceae.